CGACUUGUGUUGACAAUACCGUAAAUUUCGAGAGUGAGUCAAAAGAGGAGAGAGAAAGCGAAGAAAACAGGGAGAGACAUCAAUGGAGAUCCAAAUGAAUUCCUCCUCUCAAAUAGGAGGAACAAGAUCUCCCUCAUCAUCAGCAUCUCCAUCAUCAUCAACAACAUCGGAUCCAAAUUCUUCAUCAUACAAUCAUCAAAACAACAAUCCUAAUAACCCUAAUCAAAUGCAAUCAUGGUGGGAAUCUAUCUCAAAAGCAAGAACAAGAAUUCACAUUCUCUCAUCCAUCAUUUCAUCAUCAACAUCAACAUCAACAUCAUCAUCUUCAUUUAUAUCAUCACUAGCUGAUUCAGAUAGACCAGCUAGAUCUUUACUUGAAUCGUCAGAAUCUUAUUUAACAAUUUCUAAUUUAUUAUCAAACCCUAAUUCUGGUUCAGGUAAUGAUUCUUUAUGUCAAUGGUUGUAUGAAACUUAUCAGUCAUCUGAUCCUGAUCUUCGUUUAGUUGUUCUUUCGUUUAUUCCACUACUAUCUGGUUUUUAUUUAUCAAGAAUCAUUUCAUUAGCUUCUUCUUCUCAUAAUAACCAAUCUUCACUAUCGGGUUUCGAAGCUGUCCUUCUUUCUAUUUACGCCGCUGAAACUAAGGCACGGGCAGGUAAACCUUGUUUAAUUUCAAUUCCUGAUCUUUCUCAACCUUCUUUAUACGAUUCUACACCCAGAAAUAAUAAAUCGAAUGGCACUGUUAAUCGGGGUGUUAAUGAUGGAGGAGUUUCUUCUGUUGGGGUUUUAUGUGCUCCAUUAGAACCACAGGUUGCUGUGAAAUCUACGAAACGAGCUUGCAUUGUUUCUGUCGCUCUUGAUUGUUAUUAUAAACAGAUAUCUCAAAUGCCUAGUUGGUCUAAACUUGAAUUAUGUCAAUUCUCAGCUGAUUGGGCUGGAAAAGAUUGUUCUUGUAGGCAUGAAUUUGACAAUGAUUUGAAUGAAGUUGCGGUUCUAAAUGAUAACGGAAAUAUUAGUUUUGGUGAAAAUAGAAAUAGUUUUGAGAGGGAUUCUGAAGAUGGUGAGAAUAACGAGGUUAACGAAACUGUAGAACAGAUUAAUAAAUUGAGAAUUAGAGAUGAGUUUAGUCACGACGAUGGGGUUUCUAGAGGUGUUAGAAUUCCACUUCCUUGGGAGUUAUUGCAAAUUGUGUUGAGAAUUUUAGGGCAUUGUCUUUUAGCUCCAUUGAAUUCACAGGAAGUGAGGGAUUCGGCUUCGUUUGCGAUUAGGUGUUUAUAUGCUAGGGCAGUUCAUGAUAUAGUUCCACAAGCUAUUUUGGCAACAAGGAGUUUGAUUCAGCUCGAUAAAAGGUCAAGAUUAGCUGCUAAAGAAGCAGCUAUGGCGAAUGCAGCUUCAAAUGCUAACACACCAAGCAAAGCUAAGAAACCAGAGAUUCUCUUAAUGUCGAAGUGAUGAUUGUGUUGCUUCUUGGAAAGUAUUGUGUUGCUUCUUGGAAAGUACCAGCGCUUGAUGUUUAUUUAUAAUUUAAAGUCAGUUUACAGUUCAGGAAACGUAAUGGAGAUGAUUGCCAAAGUUUGGGGGGGUAUGUAAGAUUUGCUUUUUUGAUCUUUAUUUCCAUUUUUCUCUAGUGGUUUGCCUGUAAUUUUUUUAGAUUAAAUUGUAUGUGAAGUUCAGUGUUCGUGUUCAUUCUUUCAUUUAUGCUAAUGUUGGUUUGUUUUCAUAGAAGUUUAUAGCUAGAUAUAUUUUCUGUUCUUGUGAUUCAACAUCAGCUAUAUGCAAUAUAUCUCCUCUUUCA
Molecule: messenger RNA, 1793 nt
Organism: Papaver somniferum (opium poppy)
Lineage: Eukaryota; Viridiplantae; Streptophyta; Magnoliopsida; Ranunculales; Papaveraceae
Exons: 1
Coding region: 83-1450 (455 amino acids)
Biological process (GO): protein localization to plasma membrane; phosphatidylinositol phosphate biosynthetic process
Cellular component (GO): plasma membrane
Source: RefSeq, a predicted model, not a curated record